GUGUCUGAAGCCGUACCGUCUGGCGUCCUACGUCUUGGCGGUGGCGAUGGAGGGUCUCUGUUGUCUCUUCACGCCGUUGCUCCGGUCCUUCUCGCUCCUCGUACCCUUCGCUGUCCUCUACGGUUACUUCGACGGUGCCUACGUGGCACUGAUCCCCGUGGUGACGGCGGACGUGGUGGGAUCUCCGUACCUGUCCUCGGCGCUGGGCGUGGUCUACUUCCUCCACGCCAUCCCCUACCUCAUCAGCCCGCCGAUCGGAGGUUGGCUGGUCGACGUCACAGGAAGCUACUCGCCGACCUUCUUCCUCAGUGGUGUCUCUCUGCUGUCCAGCGCCGUCGUCCUCUCCGCCAUCACCGGGAUCCGCCACUGCCGCCGCCUGAUGCUAACCCCCCGCCGCUAAAUGCUAGCUCCUCCCCCGUCUGUCCGACCAAUCGGACUGCUUCAGCGGAGGCUGUCGGUCGAGCCUCGUGCAGAGGAAACGACCAAUCAGAGUAUCGACAGCGCAGACGGGGAUGAAGGGCCGUGAUUGGCUGGCGAAGUGGAUUUAUUGAUAGUCUGCCGAGGACCAGAAUCCACACUGUGACACACUUCCUGUCACCUGACUUUUAAAGGACACCUGGACGAACAGAGGCGAAGAUGCUAACGCCAAGAAACGAGGGAACAGGAAACAGAAAACAUGAAAUGACCCAAAUAAAAGCAUGUUUGCUCUCUGGUGGAGCUACAGUGGGAACGAAUGGACUCCGCAGAGCAAAGAGAUGAUUGAGUGAAACUAGAACACUCAAUAAGAGACUUUAAAGUUAGUUUGAGGCCAAACAGAAAUGUGUCGAAUGACUGAAUGUCAAAGACUGAAAGUUAAUGUUUGAUUGAUUGUUGAACAAAACUGGGUAGAACAUUCACGAUCCGAAUAUGUGAAUAUCUACUAGAACUCUUUCGCCUCUUUGACUGUAAAUGAUUAGUUUGAAAAGAAAUCAUGUGAAACUGUGACGGACAUUUUACAUUUGAUGAUUCUUUAUGAACUGUGAUCUUGGUGCAUAAAGAAUAGAGAUACUGAAGACGCAGGUCAAACAACAACAUGAGACAUUUUAACUUCAGCAACAGAAAUAACCAGAGAGCUCUGAACUACGGAAGACUUUAUGGUGCCGUACUAAUCAAAUAAAAACUGAAUGAAUGGAUCUUUAUUGUGAAAUUAAGAUCAAAACCAGAAGAGGUGAGUAUCAACAGCUACAAGAGAAGAAGUCAGAAAUAAAUUAUAUUUAUUGUAAAGAAUGAAGAAUCAUCGAUUGGUCUACGACAUU
This is a messenger RNA of Anarrhichthys ocellatus (wolf-eel), 1295 nucleotides long. RefSeq names its product monocarboxylate transporter 12-B-like. Gene Ontology annotation, molecular function: transmembrane transporter activity. The transcript has 2 exons. The annotation marks the transcript as partial. Gene Ontology annotation, biological process: creatine transmembrane transport. The record is from RefSeq and is a predicted model, not a curated record. Lineage: Eukaryota; Metazoa; Chordata; Actinopteri; Perciformes; Anarhichadidae.